Messenger RNA from Peronospora matthiolae, 240 nucleotides. Lineage: Eukaryota; Oomycota; Peronosporomycetes; Peronosporales; Peronosporaceae. The record is from the annotation of a GenBank genome assembly.
AUGGUGGACUACAAGGGACAGGCACGUGCUGAAAUUCUUCUGGUGGUGUGCUACGUGGUCAUCUGCACGCCUGCCUGGAUCCACGGCUACUUCAAGCAGGACUUCACUAGUGCGCUCCACGCCUGGAUGGUGGCAACAGUUGUCAGUGCUCUGUUGAUUCUGCCCAACUGGCCGAUUUACAAUCGUCAUCCGGUGAAGUGGCUGCCCAGUGCCAUGUACGUGAAGAAGAAAAGUAGCUGA